Messenger RNA from Baudoinia panamericana UAMH 10762, 1329 nucleotides. RefSeq lists its product as uncharacterized. Bases 1 to 1329 code for a protein of 442 amino acids. The record is from RefSeq and is a predicted model, not a curated record. Gene Ontology annotation, cellular component: cytoplasm. Gene Ontology annotation, molecular function: metal ion binding; histidinol dehydrogenase activity; NAD binding. Lineage: Eukaryota; Fungi; Ascomycota; Dothideomycetes; Mycosphaerellales; Teratosphaeriaceae. Gene Ontology annotation, biological process: L-histidine biosynthetic process. The transcript has 4 exons.
AUGCGUCAACAUCUCAAGUCAAAGCAGCCCACAGCGGCUCUGAAUGGAUCAUCUGUGGACGUUGCAAGCAUCGUCAGAGCAGUUAUAGAAAACGUUCAGUCACAUGGAGAUUCAGCAGUGCUACAAUAUUCCGAGCAAUUUGACUCAUGGACACGCCCAUCCUUCCGUCUGUCUCAAGAAGAAAUUGACAAGGCCAUCGCAGCAUGUCCUGAACAAACCGUGAAGGACAUCAAACAAGUGCAAAGCAACGUUCGACAGUUCGCAGAGGCACAAGCAGCAUCACUCAAGGACUUUGAACUGGAAACUUCGCCUGGCGUUUUCUUGGGUCAAAAGAGCAACCCUAUCGAGAAAGUCGGUUGCUACAUACCCGGCGGUCGUUAUCCGUUGCUCGCAAGCGCCCAUAUGACCAUUCUCACGGCCAAAGUGGCUGGAGUUCCGAAGGUCAUCGCUUGCACGCCACCAAUCGGCGCCAAGAUCCCCAACGCUACCGUGGCCGCAAUGCAUCUGGCUGGAGCAGACGAGAUCUACAUUCUUGGAGGUGUUCAGGCUGUGGCGGCAAUGGGUGUUGGCACAGAGACUAUCGACAAGGUUGAUUUCCUCGCCGGCCCCGGCAAUGCAUACGUAGCGGAAGCCAAAAGGCAGCUCUUCGGAGAGAUUGGAAUCGACCUCUUUGCGGGCCCGACGGAAGUACUGGUGGUGGCAGAUGAGCACGCCGACCCAUACAUGUGUGCAGUGGAUCUGCUGUCUCAGUGCGAGCACGGGCCUGACACGCCUGCACAACUUAUUACCAAUUCCGAAAGUGUAGGUCGGCGCACCAUUGAGUUGGCGGAGAAGCUGCUGGAGGUCUUGCCAACAGCUCCAAUCGCCUCGGUGUCAUGGCAUACCUUCGGCGAAGUCAUCUUAACGGAUACAUUGGAUGAAGCCUUUGAAGUUGCGGACGAGUAUGCUUCCGAGCACGUGCAAAUCCUUACUCAGAAUCCACGGCAAGCACUCGAGAAGAUGAAGCAUUAUGGUGCACUCUUCCUCGGAGCAAACACAUGUGUCUCAUUUGGAGACAAGUGUAUUGGCACGAACCACGUACUUCCAACCAAGAAAGCAGCUAGAUAUACCGGCGGCUUGUGGGUUGGCAAGUUUCUCCGCACGACGACCUACCAAGAAGUGAGAGAUGAGCAGGCGAGCGGUCAGCUGGGACGGCUCUGCGGGCGAUCUGCAAGAGCAGAGUUGUUCGAGGGACAUGCAAGAUCCGGUGACCUUCGAGCAGCGAACCAUCUCGGUGACCAGUACGAGUGGAUCACCUCAACGCGCAGUAGGGAGGCUGUGGCCGCGUAA